AGUUAAUCGUACCCAAUCCCGUACCUUUCCGGCGCGUAUGGAUACUCGUGAAAUGUUCUUCAUGGUUCUUCCGGUCGUGACCGCGGUAGCGAAUCGUUGACGAAACCAGCAACAUGAAAUUCAACCGGCUCGUUACUUCUUCACGCAGAAAAAAUCGAAAGAGGCACUUCACGGCACCUUCUCACAUUCGUAGAAGAUUUAUGUCAGCUCCUCUUUCGAAAGAGUUACGACAGAAAUACAGUGUUCGCUCUAUGCCGAUUCGCAAAGAUGAUGAAGUACAGGUUGUUCGUGGCCACUAUAAAGGUCAACAAGUAGGUAAAGUUGUGCAAGUAUACAGAAAAAAAUUCGUCAUAUACAUAGAAAGAAUACAGCGUGAAAAGGCUAACACUGCUAAUGUAUAUGUUGGUAUUGACCCAUCAAAGACGGUUAUAGUAAAGCUGAAGAUGGACAAAGAUCGCAAAAAGAUCAUUGACAGGCGAAGUAAAGGCAGAUUAGCAGCUUUGGGUAAAGACAAAGGAAAAUAUACAGAGGACUCUACCGCUGCCAUGGAAACUUCGUAAAUUUAGAUGUUUUAACAAUUUUCGUAUGUGCUACAAUCCUCUUCACUGGUUUAAUAUUCACUGAAAGGAAAGAGAAGAAAAAACAGUUGUCAACGU
Molecule: messenger RNA, 656 nt
Organism: Dufourea novaeangliae
Lineage: Eukaryota; Metazoa; Arthropoda; Insecta; Hymenoptera; Halictidae
Gene: RpL26
Product: 60S ribosomal protein L26
Exons: 5
Coding region: 114-560 (148 amino acids)
Biological process (GO): ribosomal large subunit biogenesis; cytoplasmic translation
Cellular component (GO): ribosome; cytosolic large ribosomal subunit
Molecular function (GO): structural constituent of ribosome; RNA binding
Source: RefSeq, a predicted model, not a curated record